CGCCUCCCCCGCCCGAGAUCUGCGCGCUCCGCCGCAGGGUGCAGAUCGGGGGCGCCCGCCUGGGUUUGGGGCGCAAGAGCAGAGGUGGAGCCAGGGCGGAGCCAGCGCGCCCCGUCCCCCCCCUUUCCAAUCGAAAGCGAAACGGAGGGCUGGAAAGGAAGGGCGGAGCCGGCCUGGAGGCCCCGCCCCCUGCCCUGAGAGGCAGCUGGACAGACGGGCGCGCCCAGGUAGGGGGGCGCUGAGCGCCCAGUGCGGACCCUCGCGGGGACCUGCGCCGCCACCAUGUCUCAGGAAGGUGUGGAGCUGGAGAAGAGCGUCCGGCGCCUCCGGGAGAAGUUUCAUGGGAAGGUAUCCUCCAAGAAGGCGGGGACUCUGAUGAGGAAAUUUGGCAGCGACCAUACCGGAGUGGGGCGCUCCAUCGUGUACGGGGUAAAGCAGAAAGAUGGACAGGAACUGAGUAAUGACCUGGAUGCCCAGGACCCCCCAGAGGACAUGAAGCAGGACCGGGACAUCCAGGCGGUGGCGACCUCGCUCCUGCCACUAACAGAAGCCAACCUACGCAUGUUCCAACGUGCCCAGGAAGACCUCAUCCCUGCUGUGGACCGGCAGUUCGCCUGCUCCUCCUGUGACCAUGUCUGGUGGCGCCGCGUGCCCCAGCGGAAGGAGGUGUCCAGAUGCAGGAAAUGCCGGAAGCGCUACGAGCCGGUGCCCAGUGAAAAGAUGUGGGGCGUGGCUGAGUUCCACUGCCCGAAAUGUCGGCACAACUUCCGGGGCUGGGCACAGAUGGGGUCCCGGUCCCCCUGCUACGGGUGCGGCUUCCCCGUGUAUCCGACACGGAUCCUCCCUCCACGCUGGGACCGGGACACAGAUCGCCGCAGCACCCACACCCACUCCUGCUCCGCUGAGGACUGCUACAAUCGGCGAGAGCCCCACGUGCCUGGGACGUCCUGCGCACACCCCAAGAGUCGGAAGCAGAACCACCUGCCCAAAGUCCUGCACCCCAGCAACCUCCACAUCAGCAGUGGCUCCACUGUGGCCACCUGCCUGAGCCAGGGGGGACUCCUGGAAGACCUGGACAACCUCAUUCUGGAGGACCUGAAGGAGGAGGAGGAAGAGGAGGAGGAGGAGGGCAGGCACGGGGAGUGACCCCU
Balaenoptera acutorostrata (minke whale) is the source of this 1151-nucleotide messenger RNA. RefSeq names its product shiftless antiviral inhibitor of ribosomal frameshifting (gene SHFL). Bases 283 to 1146 code for a protein of 287 amino acids. The record is from RefSeq and is a predicted model, not a curated record. The transcript is spliced from 8 exons. Gene Ontology annotation, biological process: viral translational frameshifting; innate immune response. NCBI's taxonomy places the organism in Eukaryota, Metazoa, Chordata, Mammalia, Artiodactyla, Balaenopteridae. Gene Ontology annotation, molecular function: sequence-specific mRNA binding; ribosome binding.